GCAGCCAUGGCAGUCUCCCUUAAACUGAGAUACUUCAUUUCGUUUUUGUAAGUUCUUUGGCACGCAGACUCAGUCCACAUUCCUAUAAGAUCAAUGUCAUCAACCUCUUUCUCUUCUUCGCGUCGUUCUGACUCGACAUGGACCCCUGAGCAAAACAAGCAAUUUGAGAGGGCGCUGGCUGUUUAUGACACGGACGCUCCAGACCGAUGGAUAAAUGUGGCCAGGGCUGUAGAUGGAAAGUCCCCCGAGGAAGUCAAGAGACACUACGAUCGCCUGGUGCAGGAUCUCAUGUAUAUAGAAUCUGGCCAGUUCCCACUGCCCAAUUACAAGCCCACCACUGGAACCAACUGCAUAGGAAUCACUGAUGGACGAAGGCUGAUGAAGAAUCUGAAGCUUUAAAGAGACGGAAGUAGGAGAAAUGUUUGCCAGAAGAUGUGCACAAAAGCAUAUGCGCUCACUUGUAAAAAAUAUCUGAAUUAAUGCUCGUGGUUUUACUGUUGUUGAUACUAAGCUAAUAUUUACGAGCCGCUGCAUGUGUUUUUGGGCCCGACCCCCCCACCUUAAUUUUGUAAUAAAUUUUCUAAAGUUUAUCUUUCAUGAUUUUCUCUUCGUAAUAAAUUUUCCAGGUGAA
Messenger RNA from Mangifera indica (mango), 631 nucleotides. Its product is annotated as transcription factor RADIALIS-like. The transcript has 2 exons. The coding region runs from base 94 to 399 and encodes 101 amino acids. The record is from RefSeq and is a predicted model, not a curated record. NCBI's taxonomy places the organism in Eukaryota, Viridiplantae, Streptophyta, Magnoliopsida, Sapindales, Anacardiaceae. Gene Ontology annotation, molecular function: DNA-binding transcription factor activity.